Rhineura floridana is the source of this 9641-nucleotide messenger RNA. RefSeq names its product G protein-coupled receptor kinase 5 (gene GRK5). Lineage: Eukaryota; Metazoa; Chordata; Lepidosauria; Squamata; Rhineuridae. Gene Ontology annotation, biological process: regulation of signal transduction; protein phosphorylation; signal transduction. Gene Ontology annotation, molecular function: G protein-coupled receptor kinase activity; ATP binding. Bases 352 to 2169 code for a protein of 605 amino acids. The transcript is spliced from 17 exons. The record is from RefSeq and is a predicted model, not a curated record. Gene Ontology annotation, cellular component: cytoplasm.
GCUUCGUAGUACCACACCCCCGGAGAGGGAGGCUGAAGCAUCUGAAACCUUAAACCAUCAGAGGAGGGAGAGAGGGUUUUGCAUGCAGGCGCGGAGAAUGGAGUAACUGAGAUACGUAAGGAGGGAGGGAGACUUGAGGGCUGAAGGGGGGAGAGCGAGCGAGCGAGCAGACAAGCAAGCAAGUAGUGGCUCAUCACCGAGGAGAGAACUCGACGGAAGAAUCAAGAGAAAGGAAGCGAUAUAAUGCACUAGGGAGAGGGGGCUGGCUGCUUUUUCACGCGCAGAGCGAGAGCCGCGGGAGCGCCUCCUGAAACUGACAUCCCUGCUGCAGAGCCCUGACGGAGCUUGUCAAUGGAGCUGGAAAACAUUGUUGCCAACACGGUCUUGCUGAAAGCCCGGGAAGGGGGUGGAGGAAAACGCAAAGGUAAAAGCAAAAAGUGGAAGGAGAUCCUGAAGUUUCCACACAUCAGUCAGUGUGAAGAUCUUCGAAGAACGAUUGAGCACCUGAAGUUGUACUCUGAAUUCUGUGGACCAGGAAAAGUUAAAACCAAGAGAGAUUACUACAGUUUAUAUGACAAGCAGCCAAUAGGAAGACUUCUCUUUCGGCGGUUCUGUGAGACUCGCCCAGAGCUUGAGUGCUGUAUUAGAUUUCUGGACUCGGUGGCAGAAUAUGAAGUUACUCCAGAUGAAAAACUAGGAGAGAAAGGCAAAGAAAUUGUGAUGAAAUACCUCAUCCCAGAGUCUCCAGUUUAUGUAGCAGAAGUCAAUCGAGAUCUUGUCCAGCAGACAGAAGAAAAACUUGAAAACAGCCCCUGUAAAGAGCUGUUCUCACCAUGUGUGAAAUCUGUUCAUGACUACCUAAGUGAAGAACCUUUUCAAGAAUAUUUAGACAGCAUGUACUUUGAUAGAUUUCUCCAGUGGAAAUGGCUGGAAAGACAACCAGUAACAAAAAACACAUUUAGGCAGUACAGGGUUUUAGGAAAAGGUGGUUUUGGGGAGGUCUGUGCUUGCCAAGUACGAGCAACUGGGAAAAUGUAUGCGUGCAAAAGAUUAGAGAAAAAAAGGAUAAAGAAGAGGAAAGGUGAAUCCAUGGCCCUAAAUGAAAAGCAGAUUCUAGAAAAAGUCAAUAGUCAAUUUGUAGUCAACUUAGCCUAUGCCUAUGAAACAAAGGAUGCACUCUGUUUAGUUCUAACCAUAAUGAAUGGGGGUGACUUGAAAUUCCACAUCUAUAAUAUGGGAAACCCAGGCUUUGAAGAAGAAAGAGCCUUGUUUUAUGCAGCAGAGAUUCUUUGUGGCUUAGAAGACCUGCAUAAAGAGAACACUGUGUACAGGGAUUUGAAGCCAGAAAAUAUCCUGUUAGAUGAUUAUGGCCAUAUCAGAAUUUCUGAUUUGGGUCUAGCUGUUAAAAUCCCUGAGGCUGAAUCAAUCCGUGGACGAGUAGGAACAGUCGGUUACAUGGCUCCAGAAGUCUUGAAUAACCAGCGGUACACCCUGAGCCCUGACUACUGGGGGUUAGGUUGCCUGAUCUAUGAAAUGAUUGCAGGACAAUCACCCUUCCGUGGAAGAAAAGAGAAGGUAAAGCGAGAAGAAGUAGACAGGAGAGUCCUGAAGACUGAGGAGGUGUAUUCACAUAAAUUCUCGGAGGAGGCAAAGUCUAUCUGCAAAAUGCUACUGACCAAAGAUUUGAAGCAAAGGCUGGGUUGUCAAGAAGAAGGUGCAGCUGAAGUAAAGAGGCACCCAUUUUUCAAGAACAUGAAUUUCAAACGCUUAGAAGCAGGAAUGUUGGACCCUCCUUUUGUCCCUGAUCCUAGAGCAGUGUACUGCAAAGAUGUGUUGGACAUUGAACAGUUUUCAACUGUCAAGGGAGUGAACUUGGACCAAACAGAUGAUGAUUUUUAUUCCAAGUUUUCCACGGGCUCUGUAUCUAUUCCAUGGCAAAAUGAGAUGAUAGAAACGGAAUGUUUUAAAGAACUAAAUGUGUUUGGACCAAAUGGUACUAUCUCACCAGACCUUAACAAAAGCUACCCACCGGAACCACCGAAGAAAGGAUUACUCCACAGAAUAUUUAAACGUCAGCAUCAGAACAAUUCCAAGAGUUCUCCAAAGGCCAGUUUAAAUCAUCAUAUCAAUUCCAACCAUGUAAGUUCAAACUCCACUGGAAGCAGCUAGUUCUGCCUUGGCUUUUGUGAAUCAGCACUUUGCAUCCUUCCACUAUACAGUAUGGAGUUUCAAGGAUGAAAGAGAGCGACCGCCAUUGAGCUAGAAGAUCAACAAGGCUCCUACUGUGGGAGAUUUUCCCCUUACCAUUCCUUCCAGUGGAGCCUCCCAUUUUAAUGAAGAAUUUUCCUCUCAGGUCUGUUUUUAGAGGUGGCCCUUGAGGUCUUGUAACUCAUCAUUGACUCUGUAGGACAUUGCAAUAGAAAUUGGAGUCUGACAACGUGCACGUUAAAAUAGCAUCAUAACUAGAACUGAAUUUUGUCAUUAUUUUUAAAGAAAAGGUUUUGUAAAUUUAUCUAUUGUCUCAGUUUACAUUUUGUACAUUUGUAUUUAAAUGAAAGAUGGACUUGGGGAUGUAUAUUUUCUGAGCAGCAGCUUGUAAAGCCAUGUGUUUUAAGACUUUUUUAAAAAAAGAAAAAGUGACUCAAGACUUCCAGAGCCUCAAAAUGAGAUGGUUUGGGUUUUUUUUACAGAUAUAGAAAAGUAUUCAUAUGUUCCAAUUUUUUUCAUAUCCAUUCUGUUGAUAUGAAUUUUUACGGCAUACUUCAUUAUUUUUUCAGCUGUUUUGUUUACAGCAACACUGCAGGCUAGUGUCUUCUCUCUGUUUUGUUAAAAGCUUUGCAUUUAAUGCAAACUCAAACGUGCAGUCAAGAUUUGCCAUCUCUAAGGACCCUAAUACACUAUGUCUGAGGUUCAGAAUGUCAUGGGACCAACGCUGUUGCUAUUUGCACUUUUUGUAGUUAUAUUACCCUUUUAUGUCCGUUGCUGAAAGUCAACCCUGCUUUAAGACCCUCCUCCCUCCCCCUCUCCAGCUGCCACCAUUGUCCCAGGCCAGUUUCCAGUGUUUCUGUGAUCUUGCUAGAGACAAGAAGAACAAAUGUACAUGAUCACAGACACAGGUAGCCAUCUGCUCUCUGCAUAUGCUUGUGUCAAGAAGAUGCCAAGAGACUGGCUUGAUUUCACCUUUGGGUGGGUUUGAACAGGUCAUUGAGAAAAGGUGCUGGAUACAUGUUGGAUGUGCAGUAAUGCACAUGUGUCUCCUGAGUUCCUCUUGCACUGAUCUUUAUAGCUCAUGCUGGUUCCCACCCCUGUAUUCUUCAUCCCAGGCACAAGAGCAGAAUUGGUAUGGUUGGUGUAGUCUACAUGCCCGCAGGUGUUCCCUGCUCCCCUCGUCUUAUAGGUGCAACAUCUUGUUCUCUGGCUUCUCCUGCUUAUGAGAGAUGAUUUGGCAGAAGUGAAGAGAGUCCCAAACCAUGAAGCUUUGCUCUAAAUGACAGCUUUCUCACCUAACAGUUUAUCUUUUGUAUUCCAUCUCCGUUUUGCCAGGAACAUCAGAGACAGAAUACACCUGUACUACAUAUCCUUCUCAAAUUGUUUGGAAAAUCAUGUUAAAAUGAUAUGAGUUCUUUGAGAGCUUUGGCUACUUUAUUCAUUUCUUGGGUUCAUUGAUAUAUGAAUGAGUCACAUGGAUCCUUUUGACAUCUGGGUGUAAGGAAGAAUAACAACACAAUUUCUCAUAUGGGAGUGUGGAUCGCUAACCUUUUAAAUAUAUAUUUAUCUAUUAAAAUCUCUAUUAAAUAGAUAUUCCUCUCCAGCACCCUACUGCAAAAAUACUGUUUUUUACUUUCAUCUUAUGGAUGAAAACUCAUUCAUUCAAAGAUUUUAGAGCUAUGAACUGCACAAGAAAAGUGAGAUUAAAUAAGCAUUAGUGGAUACCUUUUUGUCACAGAAUUCGCCCAUCUCUACUCAGAGGAGCAGCAAGCAAUUGUUUAAAGAGAUGAUUUUAGCCAUAUCAGCACAUUUAGACUAUACAUUUCUAAACUGCAGGAAGACACAAUAUUUCAAGUAUUGUAUUAAAAGCAAUUAAAAAAUUAUCUUACCCUGAUGCAUGUGAACCCGUUUUUUGUAGGGCUGCUUCUUCUGUUAUGUCUGAAAGACAUUCUCAGGAGUUGUGGCUGGGUUUAAAGAUUUGUAAAAUGUAAGCAUUUGGGAUCAUAACAUACUUGACUCUCCAGGUGGAGACAGGUGAAGAUCUGAGAGCUGGUUCCAGGUUUUUGCCCUUCCUGCAUCUUUUCACUGAGAUAAACUUAGAUGCUGGCCACGUUUGGCCUGCGUGUGGGAGAAGAAAGGAGUCUGCACAAAGUGCUGAGCUCAUCCACUCCCACCCUCCCUUCUCCUACUCCCAUGUGGCUGGGAGGAAGUACUGUGUCAGAAUUAGUUUCAUUUCUCCUGAAUCCUGGUUUGUUACUUAUGAACCUUUACCAGGAGUGGGACAAGUGCGAUCUUGCUCCUGCUUCUCAAUCUCUCUGUGACUUUUAUACCACUGACCAUGGUAUGCUUCUGGACUGGGUUUAUGGGAUAUGAAUUAGGGGGACAGCGUUACAGUGGUUCCAGUUCUAUCUACAGGAUCAAGUCCAGAGAGUAGCAUUGGGAGAGUGCUUUGCAGUCCCCUGGCAGUUACACUGUGGGGUACUGCAAAGCACUAUUUUAUUCCUAAUCCUGUUUAAUGAAGCUGUUGGAAGUGGUCAUUAGGAUAUUUGGGCCAAAGUACCAUCGGUAUCAUCAGCUCUGCUUCUCCAUCACAUCUGCAUCAGAAGAGGCCAUGCAGGCCCUGGACCAAUGUAUGGAUGCAGUGAUGGGAUGGAUGAGGGAAAAUAAGCUGAGCAUGAAUCACACCAAGACAGAAGCUCUGUGGGUGAGUCCUUCACAUGUCAGAAAAUUGGCCAAUUGCCUGCCCUGGAUGAGGUUACACUUCCUCGGAGGGAGCAGGUAUGCAGUCUGGGAGUGCUUCUGGACCCAGCUGUCAUGGAGGCCUAGGUAGCCUCAGUGGCUAAAAGCACCUUUUACCAGCGCCUAGUAGGACAGCUAUGGGUAUUCCUGGACUUGAAGAGCUUGACCACAGCAGUGCAGGCACUGGUGACUUCAAAACUAGAUUACUGCAGUGUACUCUAUGUGGGGCUUCCCUUGCACUUGAUCCUGAAGCUGCAGUUAAUGCAGAAUGCUGCAGCCAGAUUACUGACAGGGUUGAGACCCUGUCAGCAUAUAACACCCCUGCUCCGAGAUAUGCACUGGUUGCCGAUUUGUGACUGGGCCAAAUUCAUAAUGUUACUAAUAGUAUAUAAAGCCCUUAACAACUUGGGACUUGUUCAUUUGUAGGAUUGAUUUACCUCAUAUAAGCCCACCUGACUGCUUCGAUCUGCGAAUCUGGCACUUUUACAAGUGCUGCAUAAUGUUUGUUCCACGCUUGUAAGAAAUCAAUCUUUUCGUGUAGGAGCACCUACACUUUGGAACUCCCUGCCCAUUGCCAUUAGGUAGCCAUCUUUGCUGUACUCUUUUCAGCUCCUGCUAAAAACGUCCUUGUUAGGCAAGCCUAUCCAGACAUGUAAAGAUGCUAUGCAUUUUAAUCCAUAAUUUUAGUUUAUCAUGUAGUUUUAAAAGUUCAUUUUUUAAUAUUCUGAUUUUUUUCCAUUUUGACUUUUAGUGACAAUUUUAAUGUAUAUUUUAUAUUCUUUGUACACCACUUAGAGAAGUGAUUGCCAUUUUUUUUCCCACGGACCACUGAUGGUCUUGGUGGACCGCUUAAUCAUUUUUCUGCCAGUUGUAGCAAUUGUACUGCACUGUGGUAGAUGCUGGGUGAUUUUUUAAUUGUAUUUUUAUUGCUUCUUUUAUUUCUAUUCUAUUUGCAUUCCAUAGAAUUCAAAUUGUAAUACAACAAAAUACAAAAUAAGAAAUAAAAGAAGCAAUAAAAAUACUAUUAAAAUCUAAAUGAAUACUGAAUAAGGACAUGCCACGGACCACCUGAAUGAAGCUCAUGAACCACUGGUGGGAGUUUGGGAACCAGUGGCUUAGAGGUUUUAUUUACAGUUAAGUGGUAUACAACUUCUAUUAAAUAAAAAUUAACCAGGGAUUAGGUUUUAAAACAAACUCUGCUUAGUUAAACAAGCCAGCUUCAUAUAAGCCAUGGUUUGAAGUUGGCUUGUUUUGAUAUGGACCAGAGUUCGUUUUAAGCUAUGAUCCCUGGUUCAUACAUAACAAUCCAGGAUUCACAGAAAGUGAAACAGACCCAGCAAGAGAAGAUGGUGGAUGCCUUUCUGUUCGCACAUGUAGUGCUAAACCAUGGUUGUACAAGUGCAGCUGUGAUGAAAGAUGUGGAGCUACUGUGAUAAAUAGCAUCUCCAUGUUGAGUUAUUCCAUUCACCAUAUUGUAGCAUCUGGUCAUAGCUCCCAUUUCUAUGUUGUGCAUUUCCUUGCAAUGGCAGCCAUUGAUGUGGUGUCAAGGAAGGGAAACAAUGCCUGAUGACAUCAGGUCAUGGGUUUAUGUCAAGAGAAUGAUGAGAACUCAACACAAGGAAGCCCUCUGUUUUUCAAGAUGCCUAGUAUAAGUAGACUGUACCUGUGUCUUUCAUUAACAGUAGUGAAGCUAAAAAACAUUUUAUUCUUCUGUCAUAACUGUGCCUAUAGUGGCCCAGAUAUGCUGAUAUGACUUGAAUGCUUCACGGAAUUUACAUCAGUUCAUUUGCCCAGUCCCUCUGGAUAUUUUAGAGUCUGACCAUAUUGGUUUCUUUCCUUUUUCCUAACCAACCAGCAUAUUUCAAAACCAGUUUUAGCCUGUGACUUUCUCCUCUAAUAGGCUCUUGUGCGAUGAAUCAGAUUAUGAGUUUGGGUACUGCAGUGCUCAUUGCUUUUCAUGUACAUCCUCCAAAACAGAUUAUAUCAUGUUUGCAAGAGGUCUUCAGAAAAUGUCUUGUAAAAAGUAAUUCUUUAGAUUGAACAGAUUUCUGUAGUAGACCAGGAUUAUAUUUAUAUCUCCAGCUGAUACAAAAGGGUACACAUAUGGGUUACAAAUAAGAUAUUAAAAUGGUUUAAAUUUGGGUGAUAUGAUGGAGUAAGACAUGCAACAAAGGACAUUUGCAGUGUCACCCAGUGAGGGAAAAGUGUUCCAUCUGUUCAGGCGCCACUUCUACCAAAAAGUACAGACCACAUCAUGAUGUCUUGCUUUUUCUUUUUCACCACUGUCUCAUCUCUGCCUUUCCAUGGUUUUAGCUAAGUUUAGUAUUCCCUUGUGAAUUUUCUUAUGUUUCUUCCACUUGUCUUCCCAGGCCAAUUUAGUUGGAUGGCAUUCCCAACUAUUAUCAGGCAAAGCUGAGCUCUGUUUGGCCAUCUCUCCCUCCUUAACAAGAACAAAGCUAAGUUAGGUGGUGAGAGGAGAACUGGGAAACCUCUACAGCUGUUCCAUAUUGUUUGAGUUGUGGAGCCUUGCCCCAUCAAGAAAAUCCAGGAGGUGUGAACAUUUCUUCACCUCCACUGUUUUUUCAUGUUUUUGCAUUUGCAGCUUCUUGUUUUUAACAGUAAUAACAUACAAUCUGAUACAGCAAUAAGAAUGCAACUUAGUACAGUUGCAUAGAACACAUUGUUGACUCUUUUUUAAAUGAUUAAUUGUAAAACCAUAACUUGUCAUAUGUUACAAGACUCUUGAAAUUGGACCAUUGAAGUUUUUUAAUCUGAAAACUGUUUUGUUACAAAGGAUCAUGUAUCUCAGAUUUAUUAUUUGCAUCUCAUUCACAGAUGGAAUUGUGGAGCAUGGGUUGCCCUUUCACUUGUCUUUCAGUUUGCUGUGUCCUUUGUCAAAUCAGUUACUUUGUCAUUGUCCAUUUUAAUCUCUGCUUAGUAGUAAAAUCAUAAGACUAUGGAAGCUGCCGGGUAACAAAACAUGAAAUUCUCUAGAGGCUAAGCUAUAAUUUGGAAGGUUCCUAUGUUAGUAUUGGCCUCUUUUUAGUACCUGGACAAAGUGUCUGGUACUGUUUCCUUUACAGAACCUCAGUUAAUUAACUUCUUAAGACUUUAGAGGAGCUUUGCAUUUUAAGAUUCCUGCAGAGGUAAUAUAAGGGCCAUUGAAGAAUUGCAGGGACAAUAGCAGCAGCUACUUGGUAAGCUGUUUGCCUUGUUAAUAUUAAAAACAAUAGGCAUGGAGGAAAGGAUGAAAAUUGGUAUCCAUCCACCCAUAUUUAUUCUGACAGCUUAGGCAGAUAGUACUGUGGCAUUUGACCCAGAAAUUCCUACACAGAGAAGCACACUGCUGUCUGUAAUCUCCCACUACAUCCUCACCAUGUGCAUUUGACGUUUAUACUUGGCCACUGUCUUAGAAGCUUGAAUAACCUGUUGGGCAGGGAAGGUGCUGCAUCAGAUUCGGUCAGACUUUGUAGCCAUCAAGUCCAUUAUUGCCUGCUUUAACUGGCAGUGGCUCUCCAGAGUCUGCCUGAGAGCCUUUCCCAUUACCUGCUACCUGACCCUUUUAACUGGAGAUGAUGAGAAUUGAAACUGGGACCUUCUACGUUCUAAGUGUGUGUUAUAGUCCCUUCUCCUGAUUUUAUGGAUUAGGGAAGCAAAUGUUGGAUUUUUUCCCCUUCCCAUUAGAAAUGUUUCUCAGCAUGUCUAUGAAGCAUAGUGGCAGAUAAUCAAGAUUAAUGGAUGUCAAAAAGAAUCCCAUGCCCUCUUUUCCUUAGCAAAUAUGUCCAUGCUGUUGGAGGAGGAGGAGGAGCAAUAGUUUCCUAUCCCUGGAUGCUUUGUGUGGAGAUCCUCCUCCAUUACUAUUUUGCCCAUGCAGGAACAGAUGCAGUAGACAAGAUGCAUGGGACCUGAUUCCAUAAGCAGCUUGACUUUGCUAAGUGUAAAAAUUCCUAGCUGCUUCACAUGGACAUAUUUAAAACAGGGUAACACUCGACCUCUGGACAUUAUUCUGCAUGCCCAUGAAGGCAAGUGCCAUAGCCAGGAUCAAACAACAUUUAAAAAAACCUCUUCCAAAUCUUCUAUACCUCCACAAAAAUUGUUGAUAGAAAGGACUGGCCACUUUUAUUGAUUCAGUUUUUCAACUCUACCAAGGAAGCAAUGGAUAUAAGUUCUCUGUUGCAUUUCUGAGCAACUUAAAACACUCAUGACCCCAUGAUGUAGUUCAGCAUGACUAUUGAUUAAAUUGUUAGAGAGCUGCAUUAGGACUAGGUAUAUCAGCAACUUUAAAAAAAUAAUCUCAUUCACUAAUCACAAAUGACAUCAUGGAUCCAAUUUAAAAAGCAUAUUUAGGAGUCCUUGUUUUAAAGCACUUAGCAUACUGUAGUGUCUGUAAAAGAAAGACACUUCUACAAUAAUGUUUUUCAUAAGUUAAAAAAAUAUACAUUUUAUAAUUAAUGGAACCAAAUGUUCUCAAUUAGAAAAAAUAGUGGCUGUUAAUACUGUAAAAUAAUAAUAUGAUUAAUAAUAAUUCUAGUAUCCAAAGGGUUUUUCAUUUUGUUUUAAUUUUCAGGGAGUUUCUUACAUUGUUGAAUGAAAAUAGUCUUUGAGGUUGUUACUGACAAUAAUGGCUUCUGUGUUUUCGGGCUGCUUGAAUUAUUUGUAGCGUCUAAUAAUAUUGCAGUGCUGCUGUAUCUAGA